CACCUCGACUAAGACUGGACGCAUCAUCUCACGCUCCGGGAAUGGGAUCUUUACUGGGUUCAAAGAAAAACUUCGCGUUCUUUCGAGUUUACGCUUUGCAGAGGCUACUUUUCAAACUGCAGGGAUAGUUGAUAUAGUUGUCACUGCUGGUGCAGGGUGAUGAGCAACAGGAACCAGUGACUUCCAAGACGAACCAGAAGUUGUCAGGGAGUUUCGGACGGUUUAAAAAGUUAAACAACACGAGGUGUGUCGUCUGAGUUUGAAGUUGAGUAAUUUCAGACUAAAUUACCUUCAAACGACGCGUGCGUAAAGUUGGAGCUGUGGCGCACGGUUGUUUAAGUCGGGUAGUGAAUGCGGGAACGUGUAGAAAACCUCUGGGUUAAGUUUUAAAUCUGUGAGAAGUGACAAAACCUUGACACCAUGGCAAAAUGGUUUAGAGAUUUCCCUAUCAACUUGAAGAACGGAAAUGAAAGGGUUCGCUCGGCUUCUGAAUCUGGUCCACAACCACGACUCAAACCUUCGUUUUCUCGUGACAGCCUGAAAGGAAAUCAGCGCAAAGAUGGAGGAGUGGGGGGUUUAUUGGCAGGUAGAAAUAGAAAAAAUUCCGCAAUAGACUUGGGUCGUAAUAACGCUGGUUUUAGUGGGGCUGUAUGGGAUAGCCUCACACAAGGAAAAGGUCGCAAAAACUCCAAGGUUGAGAGUGGGGCACCAGAUGAGAACCGCCAGGUCAGGACUUCUAGUUUGGCACACGCGUACAUUAGCAGGAUGAUCAAAGUUGACAAACAAGACAAAACACCCAAACUCAAUGGAAUAAGUGAACAGAAGCAGCCCGAAGAAGAAAAGGGAAGGUCUGACAUUAAAACAACUCUGAUCAUCCUGGAGGACUAUGCAGAUCCUUUUGAUGCAGAGAAAACCAAGGAGCAGAGGGAGGCCGAGAGAGUAGGAGUGAAUGAUGGGUACAUGGAGCCCUAUGACGCCCAGGUCAUCAUCACAGAGGUUCGCAGACGCGGCUCCAAAGACCUCCUGAAAGUGUGUGUUCUGCUGGAUCGAGGGAAGGGAGAGGGGAAGGGAGAGGAGGGAAAGCCCUCGUCGCCAAACAACUACGACACACCGUAUGAGGGCGGGCUGGAGAGCGACGGUGGGGGGGUGUGGAUCCCUGUCACUCGGCCAGAGUCUGACGUCCGCCCCGCUGGAGAGUACGAACUGCCCUGGGAGUGGAGAAAGGAGGACAUUGUUAGAGCACUGUCAGCUCAGUUCGAGGCGGUAGACUGUUCUCCCACUAAAGAGGACGGUUCCCCCUCCGCCCGCCAGCAGCAACAAACCCUGAGGCAGAAAAACUGGAACCAUAAAAUACUCGUACCAUCUUCUUCAUCCUCCUCCUCUUCUCCCUCCUUUCCCUCCUCUCCUAUUCUCAAACUCUCCCCCCACACGCCCCCAUCUCCCUCCUUCCCCAACCUCAAAAUCUCACCCCUCUCCCCCUCUUCUAGUCUUAACAAACUUUCCCCUCCGUCCCCCACCUCCCCCACUGCCCCACUGGAUGGGGAGGCAGCCAAAGUGGACCCCAGCCUGCCCCUGGAGAAGCAGAGCUGGUACCAUGGCAGUGUCAGUCGGCAACAGGCUGAGGCUCAGCUGCAGCGCUGCAGGGAAGCCAGCUUCCUGGUGAGGGACAGCGAAUCAGGAACCAGCAAAUACUCCAUCGCUCUGAAGACCAGUCAGAGUUGUGUGCACAUCAUCGUGGCCCAGACGAAGAGUGCCAAGGGUUUGGGCUUCACACUGGAUCAGAGCAGCUGUGUCUUCUCUAGCAUCCCUGAGCUGGUCCACCGCUACUGCACACACAGACUGCCUUUCACUGGAGCAGAGCACAUGACCCUGCAGCAUCCCGUACCCCGGCCACACUGAACAUGCGUCAAGGAAAAGCAAACACACUGGGAUAUGAAUACACAUGCACAGACAAAAGCAGAGAUAUAUACACAGACUCACGUAAACUUGUUUAUACAUGAGUUCACACACUCAAAGAUAUGCUGCUUUGGAUCGUACUACCUUAAUAUGUUUAUAUGUUUGUAUCUCCUCCAUGUGCUACUUAGUAGUCACAGUCAUAUAUUACAAUGAUCAUUGAUCACAUUGUCUAAGUGGCAAUUGUUUCAUUGUGUCCUGCCUAAAAGCCACAUUGAAUGAAUUUAUAGUUAGAGGAAAACCAGCCCUUCCACUUCUAGUGUAUUUUUCUUGUCAAAACUAAGUAUCCGGGAAACAUUGAUUUCUAUAUUUACCUGGAAAAAUGCACUCACUGUAACCAUUCAGAGGUUCGUAACCUGUCCUUUCACAGAGGUGAUGACAUUGAUUAGUGACAUGUCUUCCAGUUAGGCUUGAUUUGAGAUCAAUACACCUGAUUGGAGUAUAUUCAUUCAUCCAUCUGACAUGUCAAUCAGCCUAUUGAUCUGUACUGAAAAUCAGGCUCACCACUCUGUCUGCCAAGAGACUGAGAUACAUUAAUUAGGUGUUUAGAACUUGUGAAGUGGGAGGGUCUUAUAUCAUUACAGUACCCAGUCAGCAAAAUGAUUUGUUUAUGUAAAUGUGCAAAAUAAAUUGCUGACUAUAUUGUUCAUUUACGUGCCUUCACUGUAAUCUAAAUGAGGUUGUGAUCAAAAGCUAUUGUGAAUGAAUUUAAAAUGUUGCCAUAAAAUAUCUAUGCAUAAAUGGUGUAUGUGUGAA
Notothenia coriiceps (black rockcod) is the source of this 2709-nucleotide messenger RNA. Its product is annotated as SH2 domain-containing adapter protein E-like. The record is from RefSeq and is a predicted model, not a curated record. Gene Ontology annotation, molecular function: phosphotyrosine residue binding. Lineage: Eukaryota; Metazoa; Chordata; Actinopteri; Perciformes; Nototheniidae. The coding region runs from base 421 to 1899 and encodes 492 amino acids. The transcript has 6 exons.